Messenger RNA from Propithecus coquereli (Coquerel's sifaka), 1094 nucleotides. It is a transcript of the gene APOF, whose product is annotated as apolipoprotein F. The record is from RefSeq and is a predicted model, not a curated record. NCBI's taxonomy places the organism in Eukaryota, Metazoa, Chordata, Mammalia, Primates, Indriidae. Gene Ontology annotation, biological process: cholesterol metabolic process. The transcript has 2 exons. The coding region runs from base 100 to 1041 and encodes 313 amino acids.
GGUAUUGGGGAACGACCAAAGCUACCAAGGCAGUCUCACUUCUCAGUGACUGGACUCUGUGGUAAUUUGGGGUAUUCUGCUCCGUACUCUGCUCCAAACAUGCGUGGCCUCAGACUUAUUAUAAUACCAGCUGAGCUGCUUCUUUGCUGCCUCCUGCUUGUGGAUGCCAUUUCAUAUAGAAAGCAGACAAAUGUCUUGAUGCACCUUCCCUUGUCCUCGGGAUCCCAGACACCCUCCUCAGACCCCUUGUCCUGCCAGACCAUGCUCCCAAAGUCCUUGCCUGGCUUCACCCACAUGGCCCCUCUACCCAAGUUCCUGGUAGGCCUGGCUCUAAGGAACGCCCUGGAGGAAGCUGGCUGCCAGGCUGACGUCCGGGCCCUGCAGCUUCAGCUCUACCGCUGGGGUGGUGUCAACGCCACACGGGUCCUCAUCCACCAUCUUCAAAGGCUCCAGAAAGGCAGAAGCACACGGAGGGGAGUGUCAGUGGAAGCGCUGGCCACUGCUCUGCAGCUGUUAGCCAGUCAGCAGCCAGGCUCACACAGGGGCCGACGCUCCCUCCCCACCAAUAACUGUGAGAAUGAGCGAGAACAAGGUGUGUACAGUAUCCUCCAGCUAUUGCCAGUAGUGGGAACUUACUACAACCUGGGCACAGCUUUGUAUUAUGCUGCUCAGAACUGCUCAGACAAGGCCAAAGAACGAAGCCAAGAAGGGGCCAUAGAUCUGGGAUAUGACCUUCUGAUGGCCAUGAGCGGGCUGUCAGGGGGGCCGGAGGCUUUAGUGAUCAGUGCUGCACUUAAACCUGCAUUAAAGGCUGGGGUUCAGUGGUUGAUCCAGUAUUAUCAUGAUGAGAAAGAAGCAAACAUCCCUCAGCCAGAGACCAGCAUGGAGGGCUUGGUGGGCACCUCAGAUGCGAGUGACUUGGAAGAAACGACUACAAUGACUCCUUUGGUGUCAGAAGUAGUAAGUUCAGCUCCCUACUGGGGGUGGGCCUUAUUCAAGAGCUAUGACUUAGCUCCUGGGGAUGGGAGUCUUGGAAUAUAAAAGGUGGUGGUAACAAAACAAACAAACAAACAAACAAAAGAAUAAAUCUAAUA